Ilex paraguariensis (yerba mate) is the source of this 639-nucleotide messenger RNA. NCBI's taxonomy places the organism in Eukaryota, Viridiplantae, Streptophyta, Magnoliopsida, Aquifoliales, Aquifoliaceae. The record is from the annotation of a GenBank genome assembly.
AUGUCGGGAUCAUUUCCAAUGAACGGUGGAAAUGGCAUCUACAGCUACACCAAGAACUCCGAAUUUCAGAGAGAAGCUUUAAACACAAUAAAAGAAAUGAUCGACAUGGCAAUUGCUGAGAAGCUUGACGUAAAACACUUGACUUCUACUUCAAGAUCAAUUCAUCUUGCAGACUUGGGAUGUUCAGUUGGACCAAAUACUUUCAUUGCCAUGCAAAAUGUAAUAGCAGCUGCGGAAAAGAAAUACUAUGCUAAAAGUCUAUCUUCCGAAAAGCUUGAAUUUCAAGUGUUUUUCAAUGAUCAUAUUUCCAAUGAUUUCAAUACCCUCUUUGCUGCCCUCCCUUGGCUCUCUAAGGUGCCAGAGAAGUUGCUAGAUAAAAACUCUCCAACUUGGAAUAAGGGAAAGAUUCACUACACUGGUGCUUCAGGUGAAGUAAUGAAAGCUUAUGCAGCGCAAUUUGAAAGUGACAUGGAGAAUUUUCUGGAGGCUAGAGCUAAGGAAGUUGUUGUUGGUGGAGUGAUGGUACUUGCCAUCCAAAGUCUCCUAGAUGAUGUUGAUCAAUCUAAGACCCCAUCUGGUUUGAUGUUUAAAUUUGUUGAAGCUGGCCUUAUGGAUAUGGUGAAUGCGGUGAGUCAAUGA